GCAGAUGACGCGCGGCUCGGGCUUCCGCCUUGGGGAGCCGGCGGCGGAGUCCGGGACGUGGAGACCCGGGGUCCCGGCAGCUGGGCGGCCCGCGGGCCCAGGGUGGGGAUGCACCGCCGCGGGGUGGGAGCUGGCGCCAUCGCCAAGAAGAAACUUGCAGAGGCCAAGUAUAAGGAGCGAGGGACGGUCUUGGCUGAGGACCAGCUAGCCCAGAUGUCAAAGCAGUUGGACAUGUUCAAGACCAACCUGGAGGAAUUUGCCAGCAAACACAAGCAGGAGAUCCGGAAGAAUCCUGAGUUCCGUGUGCAGUUCCAGGACAUGUGUGCAACCAUUGGCGUGGAUCCGCUGGCCUCUGGAAAAGGAUUUUGGUCUGAGAUGCUGGGCGUGGGGGACUUCUAUUACGAACUAGGUGUCCAAAUUAUCGAAGUGUGCCUGGCGCUGAAGCAUCGGAAUGGAGGUCUGAUAACUUUGGAGGAACUACAUCAACAGGUGUUGAAGGGAAGGGGCAAGUUCGCCCAGGAUGUCAGUCAAGAUGACCUGAUCAGAGCCAUCAAGAAACUAAAGGCACUUGGCACUGGCUUCGGCAUCAUCCCUGUGGGCGGCACUUACCUCAUUCAGUCUGUUCCAGCUGAGCUCAAUAUGGAUCACACCGUGGUGCUGCAGCUGGCAGAGAAGAAUGGCUACGUGACUGUCAGUGAGAUCAAAGCCAGUCUUAAAUGGGAGACCGAGCGAGCGCGGCAAGUGCUGGAACACCUGCUGAAGGAAGGGUUGGCGUGGCUGGACUUACAGGCCCCAGGGGAGGCCCACUACUGGCUGCCAGCUCUCUUCACUGACCUCUACUCCCAGGAGAUUACAGCUGAGGAGGCCAGAGAAGCCCUCCCCUGACUGCGUGUGGAAGGGCACACAGCAGCAGGCAGGGAGGAGGAGGAGGUGGCAAAUAAACCUGGGCAAUUUUGUUUAUAAAAAAAAUAGAAAAAAAGUUCCAAGUUUUUCUUU
This is a messenger RNA of Gorilla gorilla gorilla (western lowland gorilla), 996 nucleotides long. It is a transcript of the gene SNF8, whose product is annotated as SNF8 subunit of ESCRT-II. NCBI's taxonomy places the organism in Eukaryota, Metazoa, Chordata, Mammalia, Primates, Hominidae. The record is from RefSeq and is a predicted model, not a curated record. Bases 109 to 885 code for a protein of 258 amino acids. Gene Ontology annotation, cellular component: ESCRT II complex. Gene Ontology annotation, biological process: protein transport to vacuole involved in ubiquitin-dependent protein catabolic process via the multivesicular body sorting pathway. The transcript has 8 exons.